CCUUUAACUCUUGUUCUUUCUCUCUCUCCUUCCCAUUUACAGAUCGGCGCACUGAAAGAUUACUAUCACUUUUACCAUAGCAGGACAAUUAAAAGGUCUGUUCUUUCAAGUCGAGGAACCCACAGCUUCAUUUCAAUGGAACCAAAGGUAGAGUGGAUACAGCAACAAGUGGUUAAAAAGAGGAUAAAGAGGGACUUUGAACUCACUGGUGCCCAGUCUACUUACUUCAAUGAUCCCAAGUGGCCAAGCAUGUGGUAUAUGCACUGCAGUGAUAACACUCACCCCUGUCAGUCAGAUAUGAAUAUUGAAGGGGCUUGGAAGAGAGGUUACACUGGAAGAGAUGUUGUGGUCACUAUCUUGGAUGACGGCAUUGAAAGGACUCAUCCAGAUCUGGUGAAGAACUACGAUUCUCAGGCAAGUUUCGAUGUGAAUGGGAAUGAUUUCGACCCAAUGCCUCGCUACGAUGCCAGCAAUGAGAACAAACAUGGGACCCGUUGUGCUGGAGAAGUGGCAGCUGCAGCAAACAACUCUCACUGCACAGUGGGGAUCGCAUUCAAUGCCAAGAUUGGAGGAGUGCGAAUGCUAGAUGGAGAUGUAACAGAUAUGGUUGAAGCAAAGUCAGUUGGCUUCAAUCCCCAAUAUGUGGCCAUCUACAGUGCUAGUUGGGGUCCAGAUGACGAUGGCAAAACAGUAGAUGGACCUGCUCCUCUAACUCGGCAAGCCUUUGAAACUGGUGUGAAACUGGGACGAAGAGGCCUUGGCUCUGUUUUCGUCUGGGCAUCUGGAAAUGGUGGAAGAAGCAAAGACCACUGCUCAUGUGAUGGGUACACCAAUAGCAUCUACACUAUCUCAAUAAGUAGUACCGCUGAAAGUGGGAAGAAACCCUGGUAUCUGGAAGAGUGUUCAUCUACGUUGGCCACAACAUAUAGCAGUGGAGAAUCCUAUGAUAAAAAAAUCAUCACCACAGAUCUAAGGCAACGUUGCACAGACAACCAUACAGGGACAUCAGCCUCGGCCCCCAUGGCUGCUGGCAUCAUCGCUCUGGCCCUGGAAGCCAAUCCGUUUCUGACCUGGAGAGAUGUGCAGCAUGUUAUUGUAAGGACUUCCCGUGCAGGACAUUUGAGCGCUAAUGACUGGAAAACCAAUGCUGCUGGUUUUAAGGUGAGUCAUCUCUACGGUUUUGGGCUGAUGGAUGCAGAAGCCAUGGUGAUGGAAGCAGAAAAGUGGAUCACUGUCCCCCAGCAGCACGUGUGUGUAGAGAGCACUGACCGGCAAAUCAAAACCAUUCGACCCAGCAGUGCUGUCCGCUCCAUUUACAAAGCUUCAGGUUGCUCCGACAACCCCCAUCACCAUGUGAACUACCUGGAGCAUGUGGUUGUGCGCAUCACCAUUACCCACCCUCGAAGGGGAGAUCUGGCCAUCUACCUGACCUCACCUUCAGGAACCAGGUCCCAGCUAUUAGCCAACAGGCUAUUUGAUCAUUCUAUGGAAGGAUUCAAAAACUGGGAGUUUAUGACUAUCCAUUGCUGGGGCGAAAAAGCAGCAGGUGACUGGGUACUGGAAGUUUAUGAUACCCCAUCUCAGCUGAGGAACUUCAAGACCCCAGGCAAAUUGAAAGAAUGGUCUUUGGUGCUCUAUGGAACAUCCAUUCAGCCCUACUCUCCAACAAAUGACUUUCCCCGAGUGGAACGCGUUCGCUCUAGUCGAGUGGAGGACCCUACAGAAGACUAUGUUACAGAUGAUUAUGCAGGGCCUUGUGACCCUGAGUGCAGUAAAGUAGGAUGUGAUGGGCCAGGACCAGACCACUGCAAUGACUGUCUGCACUAUUACUACAAGCUGAAAAACAAUACAAGAAUCUGUGUUUCAAGCUGUCCCCCGGGUCACUACCACGCAGAUAAGAAGCGCUGUAGGAAAUGUGCCCCAAGUUGUGAGUCCUGUAUGGGAAGCCAUAGUAACCAAUGUCUGUCUUGCAAAUAUGGCUACUUCCUUAAUGAAGAAACCAAUGCUUGUGUCACCACCUGCCCAGAUGGAUUUUACCAGGAUAUGAUUAAAAACCUUUGUCGGAAAUGCAGUGAAAACUGUAAGACCUGUACUGAUUCUCAGAACUGCACUGAAUGCAGACAUGGCUUAAGCCUACAUGGAUCCAGAUGUACAGUCACCUGUGAAGAUGGGAAAUACUACAGUGGAAAGGACUGUGAGCCAUGCCAUCGCUUCUGUGCUACCUGUGCAGGGGCAGGAGCCGAUACAUGCAUUACCUGCAGUGAGGGCUACUUCAUGGAAGAUGGGAAAUGUGUGCAGAGCUGCAGUAACAGUUAUUAUUUUGACCAUUCCUUAGAGAGUGGCUACAAAUCCUGCAAAAGAUGUGCUGCCAGCUGUCUGGCCUGCAGUGGUCCUGGAGACAGAAACUGUACCAGUUGCCCUAGUAAUUAUCUCUUAGAUACAGGGGCCUGCAUCCUUGGAGCAAUCUGUAAGGAUGGGGAGUACAUGGAUGACUUGGGCCACUGCCUACGCUGUGAAGCCUCUUGUUCCACAUGCCGGGGUCCAGCUCGAGAGCACUGCACUAGCUGCCCCAUAACAAGGUUUUUGGACAAUGGCCACUGUGUCCUGACCUGUCCCUCAGGGAAAUUUGAAUUUCAGAACCAAUGCCAUCCAUGUCACCACUCUUGCCAAGAAUGCCAAGGAAGUGAGCCCUCCAACUGUACCUCUUGUGGCACAGACAAGCUUGGGAAGGAACGCUUCCUGUACAUGGGUGAAUGUCGAGAAGGCUGCCCCAGUGGAUACCACCAUUCUGAUAACACCUGCCUACCCUGCCCUGAGAACUGUGCACUCUGCAGCAGCUCCUCUUACUGUACUCGAUGUGUGCAAGGAUACUACAUCUUACCCUUGAACAACACCUGCCAGAAGUUAGAAUGCAGAGAAGGGGAAGUGAAAGAUCCAGACUAUGAAGACUGCAUGCCUUGUGAAGAAGGAUGCCUGGGCUGCAGCUUGGAUAAUCCAGGAACCUGCACAUCCUGCGCUACCGGGUAUUACAUGUUCAAGCAGCACUGCUAUACAACUUGUCCUGAGAAGACCUAUAGUGAAGAGUUUGAAUGUAAAGAGUGUGGCGAAAAUUGUGGGAACUGUGACCAGAAUGAGUGCUACUGGUGUGAAGAGGGUUUUUAUCUUUUCGAUGGCAUUUGUGUCAGGGAGUGUGACCCUGGUUUGUACAGUGACAAUGAAAUAGGAGAAUGUGAGCCGUGUCACCAAACCUGCAAAACCUGCACUGGACUUGGCUAUGAUGAGUGUACCAGCUGCAAAGGAGAUUUACAGCUGGUAGAUGGGAAGUGUGUGGAUCCAUCCAAGACCCCAGGACAGGACACAUUGUGGAGCGGUAACUGGAGACAACAUCAGUCUUGUGAUCCUUCUUGUAAAACCUGUAAUGAAUCAGCCGCUAUGUGCACUUCCUGUCCGAAAGGAACCUAUAUUUUCUCUCAGUCCUGCGUCCCUUCCUGUCCCCAAGGAACCUGGCCCUCAGUGACAAGUGGGAGAUGUGAGAAAUGCACAGAGGACUGUGAGUACUGCUCUGCCAUGAAUAUCUGCCAGAAGUGUCUAUCUCAACCAGCCCACCCACUCUACCUGCACCUUGGCAGGUGCUACACACACUGCCCUGAGAGCUUUUAUGCAGAAAAUGGAACUUGCAAAGCCUGUAAUGUAACUUGCAAAACCUGUGAAGGAAAUGCCACCAAUUGCUACUCGUGUGAAAGAGACUUGGUCUUGACCCAAGGCACAUGCCGGGAAUCCUGCCCCAAGAGGCACGUUGCUAUGGAUGGAAUAUGUAGGCACUGUCCAGAAAUGUGUCAAGAAUGUCUGCAUGAGAAAACAUGUAAAGAAUGCAUUCCUCCUUUCCUCUUGCAUGAUGAGAUAUGCCUCCAGAACUGCCCCCCUGGCUUCUAUGAGGAUUUCUACAAAUGCUCCCCUUGCAGUGAGAGCUGUGUGGCAUGCAAUGGCCCCGACGAUGAUGACUGUAUACUCUGCCCCGAUCCCUUGGUCCACUAUGAUGGACAAUGCCUGGAGGAAUGUCCACAUGGGACUUACUAUGAAAAGGCUUCAAAAGACUGCAAAGAAUGCCACGAGACCUGUAAGACUUGCACUUCUUGGAGAUGCACCUCCUGUAAAGAAGGCAUGAAGCUGACAUGGCUGGGAUCCUGUGUGGCCCACAAAGACUGCAGCCCUUCUGAGUACAAGGAUGAGAAGACUCAAGACUGUAAUCCUUGUCACAUGAAAUGCUUUCACUGUACUGGACCUGCUGAAAAUGAGUGCCUCAGCUGCCCCAGUGAUGGUUUUCUUCUCAAUACAACUUGCAUCGACAGGUGCCCUGAUGGCUACUUUACAGAUACAGAGAAUCGACAGUGUUCUCCCUGUCAUAGCUCUUGUGAGACAUGUGAAGGGAAGCAUAGCACCCAAUGUCAAUCCUGCCAUCCAGGCUGGUUCCGGCAGGGAAACAAAUGUCUGCUGGAAUGUGAGGAAGGAUAUUAUGCAAAUAAUUCCAGUGGACUAUGUGAAAAAUGCAAUCAGGACUGCAGGAAGUGUUGGGGCCCUCACUCAACAAACUGCCUGUCAUGCCAUAAGUAUUUCUUCCUGCUCCACUCUAAAGGAGAAUGUCAUCGCAGCUGCCCUGAACACUACUACAUGGAAAACAAGACACAAACCUGUGAGAGAUGUCACCCAACCUGUAAUGAGUGCGAAGGAAAGGGAGCUUUGCACUGCUUAUCCUGCAUGUGGAGUUACCAUCUCUUGGGAGGAAUCUGCAGCUCUGAUUGUCUUGCUGGAGAAUACAGAGUCGGAGAGGGAGAAAAUUUUCAAUGUGAUAAAUGCCAUGAGAGCUGUAUUGAGUGUAAGGGCCCAGGCCCUCAAAACUGCACUGUGUGCCCAGCUAAUAAGCUGCUAUAUGUAGAUGAUGGCCGUUGCAUACACUGCUGUAACAGCCCAGAUUCCAGAGAUGAUCAGGAUUGCUGUGACUGCCAAGAGACCACAGAGGAGUGCAGCUUUCGACAUAGUGAGAUUAUGCCCAAGACUGAGAAGAUGAAGAAGACAGGACUGUUCAUCACUUCUUCCAUCAUGCUGGUCCUCCUUUUUGGGGUCACCAUCUAUGUCUGGAAGAGGUCCCGGGCCAAAUCUCAGAAGGCACAGAAGGCUGGAUAUGAGAAACUGUCUGACCAAAACAAGACUUUCUCCUCCUAUAAAAGUAGCUAUCGAGAGAGCACUAAUUUCCAGGAGGACCAAGUUAUUGAAUACAGAGACCGGGACUAUGAUGAAGAUGAAGAUGAUGAUAUCGUCUAUAUGGGUCAGGAUGGCACAGUUUAUCGGAAAUUUAAGUAUGGUCUUCUGGAUGAUGAUGAUGAAGAGGAGUUGGAAUAUGAUGAUGAAAGCUACUCAUUUAAGUAAAUUUGAGUACAUUGAUAGGAUUUUAUUUUGAUAUUUAAUAUUGAUUAUUAAUUUGGGGGAGUAUUUUAUUGCUGAUAAACACAACUACCACUUUGUGGACAUACUCAACUGUUUUUCUAUUCCUCUGGGUAUCUGAGCUCAGGUCUCAAUCCAUAUUUAUUUGGAAUCCAAGAAAAAGGCAAAGAUUCAUAAGUCUCUCCCCUAGGCAAUACAUCAAGGCAAAGUCACUCAUACUCCAGUAAUAGCCCAGAGUAAAAAUAAACAAGUUUUCUAUAAGUUUGCAUGUAAUCAAACCUCCCCAUAGACCUCUCUCAUUUCCACAAAUCACAAAGGAGUUGGGAGAGACUUCUGAAGACUUCUUUGGACUAUAUUAGUAAUUUUCCUGGUUUUUGUUUUUUGUUUUUACUAUUUACUUUUAGUUUUGUCCCAACAUCAAACUCUGAAAAUUUAAAAAGAAGUCAUCCCCUCUUCUCAUCACAGACCCUUUUACACACACACACACACACACACAUGCACACAAAUGCACAUGUACACACAGAGGUUGGCAUUUGACACAUUCUUCAAUGGUCAAAGUAGAUCUGCUGCUGACGUUAUAUCAACUAUUGCUUAUGUUCCCCCAGGUCUUAGAGAAGCAAUAGGGAAAACAAUAGACACUUUUCUAGGUUUAAAAGUCCUUUGAAAUCCUAUAGGCUGACAAUAACUUUUAGAGUGCCCAAAUGGCUGGGUGUGAGGCAGGCAGUAAUGAGCAAAGGCAGAAUAAAACCAUGAGUUUUCUAAGAAGCACUACACAACUGUCUCCCUUUUAUGUGUGUGGUUGUUUUCUCCAAGAACCCAAGACUCUCUAUUCUGGAGAACCAAAUAGCUGUAUCAAGAAAUAGAUGAUAAUUGGCAAUGCCAACCCUCAAACAGAUGUGAUUUUUUAAAGAUAUCCUUUCUCCUCCAAACAGCUUUAGCUACAAAAUCAGGGAAGCUUUUCAAAACAGCCUUUUAGCUCUGCUGACUUUUCAGAGAGCAAUUGGAAAUAGAGUCUAAGGGUAAAGGAAAGAACCCGCAUUUGACUUCUUAGACUACAAAUUGUCUCUUCUCUCUCUCACUCAACAAUUUCUUGCAAGACUUUUUUUUCUAUAGCAUUCCACACUUACAUCAAGUAUAUUUGGACCCAAAUUUUAAAAAGGGAAGACUUUCCUGAAGCAAGAAGGAAGUGGAGAAAGACUCUUUCUAUACAAAAUAAUCAAAGCAGAUUCCUUUUUAUUUGUUGGUUUGUUUUGAAAAAAGUCCUCUGCCAAACUAGCAGUCUACACACAAACUUUGAAUGGGGUCAACACUCAGCUUCAGAAAUGACAAUAGCAUUGGCAGCUGGGUAGCUUGUUGGAUUGAGAGCCAGGCCUAGAGAUGAGAGAUCCUAGGUUCAAAUCUGGCCUCAGACACUUCCCAGCUGUGUGACCUUGGGCAAGUCACUUAACCCCCAUUGCCUAGCCCUUACCACUCUAGUGGUAUAAUAUAUAGUAUUGAUUCUAAGGCAGAAGGUGAGGGUUUAAAAAAAGAAAUGGCGAUAAUGAUUAUAAUUAAUCUUCCCAUCACUUAGUUCCCCUAAGAAAAACUUCACUCCAAACAUAGUGGCCGGAACUAGAUGGUACUGCUGUUUUUUUUCUCAUUAGAAGGGGGAAAUCCCAGGGGUUGAGGCAGGGACAAGAAUAUCAGAAAGUGGAUGAACCAUUUCUGGAUAAUCUGAAACUUAUGUGCAUUAGGGUGGAAGCAGAAGGUGUGUGUGUGAGGGAAAUCGUAUAUAGUGAAAUACGUCUAUCCAUGGAUUUUUCCUCCCCCUUGUGACUUUUUUUUUCAUAUCAUCAGUAUUUUUGUUACUUGAAUUGUCUUUCUUUGAAGCAAUCAUCUUUUUCUUAAAUGAAAGUAUAACUACCUACAUUAAUGGUGAAAUGUUCUUUCUUGGAACUCCUGUGUCCCUUUAAUAGAACCUUUGAUUUAAAAACUAACUUUAAAGUCUACAUCAGUGUUUUAAUCUUUUUGUGUUGAUAAACCCCUUUUGCAUCUCAGGGAAGUCUAUAUACCCUUUUCCAACAUAAUGUUUUUAAAUGAAUAAAAUAAAAUAUGUAGGAUUACAAAGGAAAUCAAUUAUAUAAAAAUAAUUAUUAAACUUUUUUUUUAAGUUCAUAAGGCCAGCUAAGUGGCUCAGUGGAUAGGGUGCUAGGCCUGGAGUCAAGAGAACCUAAGUUCAAAUCUGCCCUCAGACAUUUCCUGGCUGUGUGACCCUGGGCAAGUCACUUAACCUUAAUUACCUCAACCUUGUUGCUGCUCUGUCUUAGAAUUGAUGCUAAGACAGAAGGUAAGAGUUGUUUUGUUUUGUUUUUCUUAAACAAAACAACAGCAAUUUCAUGGUCUCAGAGUUUAGUCUUCAGCUAUUUACACACACACACACACAUACACACACACACACACACAAUUUGCAAAUACAGAAUCAUGUAUCAACUGAAAUUGUUUGAACAUUGGAGGGGGAGGAAGGGGAAAAUCACACCUGCAAUUUCAUUUGUAUAAGGAUUUCAAAUGAGCAAAUUUCCUCUAUCAAUGAGGAUCAAUACUUGAUUUACAACUUUUAUUCUUAGACAAGUUGUCUGUGGCACUAAGAGAUCAAGUGACUUUUCCAGGGUCUCAUGGGCAGUAUAUGGCAGAGGCAGGACUUCAACAAAGGUUUUCCUGAUGUCAAAGCCAACUCCCUAUCCUUUGGGCCAUCCUAGGUCUUCCAUUACAAGAAAUCUUUUCUAAUUGUACUUCUUCUCAUUUAAAUAUAAGAGAAUGUAAACAAAUCAGUCACUCAGCGAGGGAGGAUUACUCCCCAUUUAUUGUAAACCCCUCAUAGACCAUACAACCUUGCUGAUAUUGUUGAUAUAGAGUGUCUCUUGUUCUUGAUAUUCUCAAAGCACUAAUAGAUGAGAUCUUGACACUCCUCUCAGCCACCCAACUAGUCUUUUCUCAUGUGGAAUGGACUAUUAUUUAUGAUACAUUGUUUAAAAUUAAGUCUGAUCCUUGAAAUCUAAGAACAGGUUGUUGCUGUAACUUGCAAUGAGGAAAAUUCCGUUUGUAUCUGCUGUUGAUGCUUAAUUAAUGUCUCUCUUCGUUAUCAUAAAUGUAUUAAUGUUUAGGUUUACUUGUAACAAUGUACAAACAAGUGUUUAAUAGAUAAAUACACAUUGUGGGGGAAAUAAACUUUUUUUUUGUUUUCUGUUUGCAAAUGCUUUGGUAACUUUCUGAUAAAUCGGUGAGCCCUGGGAAUACACCAAGAGGUUAGAUAAUAUAUUGAAAGCUUCAAGAUAAUGAUAAAUGUGAGGAUAGGAAGAAAAAAAAAGCUGGACAACAAA
Messenger RNA from Monodelphis domestica (gray short-tailed opossum), 8795 nucleotides. NCBI's taxonomy places the organism in Eukaryota, Metazoa, Chordata, Mammalia, Didelphimorphia, Didelphidae. The record is from RefSeq and is a predicted model, not a curated record.